AAAACACCGCCCGGCUGCCUACAAGGGUCCAGAACGGUGUUUACGACAGCUGGUGACAGAAGCUAGACCAGACCUUUAUGACAGUGUCUGAAAAAUAGUUCACAAGGUCUUCGACAGUAUCAAGACAUUACUUAAACUUACUCUCAGCUCCAGAACAUUUUUCACAAGUUUUUUCUUCCAAAGGGACUAGUACGCAAUCACCCAAAGAUGAACGCGAGCGCAAUGGACGUGAACACAGAAGCCAAGCGGAUCCUCGCCGUGUCUAUAAGCAAGUUGUACGCCUCUCGGAGCCAGAGGGGUGGCCUGAGACUCCACCGGAGCCUCCUGCUCUCCCUGGUCAUGCGCUCCGCCAGGGACAUCUAUCACUCCGCCUACGCCCAGGCGGCGGCGGAAGAGGCUGCCGCGGCGAUGGACGCCGAAAAAGAACUCGAGAAAGUAUCCGAGCCGCUGGUCAAUUCACCAGAGCCCGAGAAAGUUGAGCUCGAAUGCCGGGAGCGAGAAGAAGAUAAAGAAGUAGAAGAAGAAGACAUGGAAGAUGUUUUUGAGAGCGAGACGGACAGUGAGGACAAAGAGAAUAUGAACCCGUCCAGGCACUCGAGGAAGCGGCGCGGAAACACGUCCGCGGCGCCUGACUUCCUCCCCAGCAAGAGAGCGAGGCUGGAGCCCGGGGAGGAGAGGCACGCCGUGCUGCUGGGAGCCGUAGUGCCGCUGGGAGCCGUGGGCCUUGGAAGCUGCCGAGUCGGAGAGAGCCUCAAUGCAUUCUCGAUCAACCGAGUAGCGAUGCCUGCGUGUUGAACCAUCGGACGUCCCAGAGACCCUUCAGAAAAAAGGACUCAGUGAACCCCCACCCAUCCCCCUGCCGUCCACCGGACGGGGGGCUCUGAUCCCUGGUGUGACCGGGACGAGGCCGACGGGGCUGACCGAAAUCGGCCACCCCGGGACAAUAGGAUUACCGAGCAGUCGGAGACCUCUCCAGUUGUCGACCCAAGAGUUUGGCAUAGGAGCAGAGCGACGCUGAAAGACCAACAACAAAGACCUGCUGACCCGUGUUCAACUAGAACGAACUGAUGAACCGAUUUCGGGGAAAUCAGACAUUCGAAACUGUGAGGUCAUAUGUG
This is a messenger RNA of Gadus macrocephalus (Pacific cod), 1118 nucleotides long. RefSeq names its product immediate early response 2b (gene ier2b). The transcript has a single exon. The record is from RefSeq and is a predicted model, not a curated record. The coding region runs from base 208 to 795 and encodes 195 amino acids. NCBI's taxonomy places the organism in Eukaryota, Metazoa, Chordata, Actinopteri, Gadiformes, Gadidae.